Messenger RNA from Lithohypha guttulata, 1194 nucleotides. RefSeq lists its product as uncharacterized. Bases 1 to 1194 code for a protein of 397 amino acids. Gene Ontology annotation, biological process: epoxide metabolic process. Gene Ontology annotation, molecular function: epoxide hydrolase activity. The record is from RefSeq and is a predicted model, not a curated record. Lineage: Eukaryota; Fungi; Ascomycota; Eurotiomycetes; Chaetothyriales; Trichomeriaceae. The transcript is spliced from 2 exons.
AUGUCCCAAAACCUCCGCGACUUCAAAGUCGACAUACCUCGAGCAGAAGUAGACCGUCUCCUACGCAAACUUAAGGACACUCGCAUCCCAACACAAGAAAUCGUGCCAGGAGCAGGAAGCGACUAUGGAAUCUCGACGGAAUGGAUCCGAGAAAUGUACGAUUACUGGAUCAAUGACUUUGACUGGUACAAGCAGCAAGCAUAUAUGAACCAAUGGCCACAUCAUUUAGUGGACAUCAAUGACCAAACUGUUCAUUUUGUGCACGCUCGUUCCGAUCGAGCUGAUGCUAUACCCAUCUUGUUGAUUCAUGGGUGGCCAGGCUCGUUCUACGAGUUCAGCCAGGUCAUUAACCUUCUCACAAAGCCGGAGGAUCCAUCUAAGCAAGCGUUCCAUUGCGUCGUACCGUCGCUUCCAGGAUUCUGCUUUUCCUCUGGCCCACCAAAGGCCCAGACACUGAAACAUGUCGCAGGGAUGUUUCACGAACUGAUGAGGUGUGUUGGAUACAGUGACUAUAGUGUCCAGGCAGGUGACUGGGGUCACUGGGUUGGAAGAGAGCUUGCAGCAAAUCCGACAUAUAGUAAGCACGUCCAAGCCAUACACUUCAACUGGAUACCUGCGCCUCUCCCGCCACCGUCAUCGGAAGUAUUAUCGCCGCGCGAACAGCAAAUUCACGAACGUGUCCAGGCCUGGCUAAACUCUCACCUCGCCUAUGCACAGUUCAUGCGCACUCGUCCCUCCUCUCUUGGUGUUAUGCUCACCGAUAAUCCAACGGCCAUCCUUUCCUUCAUUGGUGAGAAAUACGACGAAGUCUGCAAUCCGCAUAAUCCCUUAACCAGGUCGAAUUUGUGGCGGGACCAUAUUUUGACCACUGUGUGCCUGUACUACUUCUCCAACUGUUCAAAUACAGCGUCUUUGGUGUACUUUGAAAACAUCCGGCACGAGAAAUUCCCAGAAGAAAUCGUCAAGAAGGAGAAUCGUGUGACAGUACCGAUGGGCUAUACGAGCUUCCUGUAUGAUACAAGACCGAGCGUGAGGUGGGGCGUCGAGCAAACUGGCAAUCUUGUGUUUUACAACGAGAGGGACGAGGCUGGACAUUUUGCUGCGCUCGAAUGUCCGGGUGGUCUCGUGGAGGACGUGAGGAGCCUGGUAGAGAUGGUAAAAAGGGGUGAAGCGAAGGCUGAGACUUCUAACUGA